AUGUUUGAAUUUGACAACGCUUUUUUGAAAGUAAAAGAUGAAUAUAAACAAAAAGGCAAUAAAAGUAUCAUCACUGAUAGCGAUCGUAACAAUGUUAUCACUAAACUCAAGCAAUUAAUCAAUGAGAUAUCUGUUGAUUGUAAUACAAAGAAGAUUAAAUUUACAGACAAUGAGUGGAUCCUAGACGGAGAAAUGGAAACUAUUAACCAACAAAAUAAACGGGUUGUUGUUGAGAUUAAACGUAUUCCUGAUUUUAUCCAAGAUCCAAUUUUCUUUAUCAAUGAUGCAUUCCCCGGUGAACUUAGACAAGGUGCUCUUGGUGAUUGUUGGUUCAUUGCAGCUCUUGCUGCGAUUGAAGACUUUCCUCGUGUCAUUAAAUCAAUUGCUGUUGCACGUGACGAAAAAAAUGGGAUUUAUGGGUUCGUAUUCUUCAAGAAAAAUCUUUGGAUUGGUACUAUAGUGGAUGAUAAUGUGAUUGUCAAACAAAAUGGCCAUUAUUAUUAUAACGAAUGUACUUGUCGACGUGAGACUUGGGCUUCACUGCUUGAAAGUACGGUGAGGCUUAUGCCAAGAUUCACGGUAGCUACGAAAACCUUAACGGAGGAUAUGUGGGAAAUGGAUAUGAGUGGCCAAACAAAGACAUCCUACACUUGCACUGAAAUAUUAAGCAAUCAAGCUAAAAAGGAUACUCUUUGGGAAAGUCUUUUAGGUAGAAAGAAAAACCAAAUCGCGUUUGGUUGCGGAACUUGUUCAAAACCAUCCCCUGAUGAACCUGAUAUUCGUACUGAUGGUUUAGUAUAUAAUCAUGCCUACAGCGUUAUUCGGGCUGUUAAUUUCAAUCCAUAUGGAAUAUUUAAAGUUCAAUUGGUUGAAGUUCGUAAUCCAUGGGCUUUUACUGAAUGGAAACUUGCAUGGAAUGAUAGUGAUCCAAUCUGGAAGCCAGGUUAUGCAACAAAGCUAAAAUAUUCUCUUGAUGAUGACGGUGCAGAGCAUGAUAUUCGUACACCCUUCCUUUGGCUAAAACUAUACACUUCACUGCCACAUGUUAUGUUCUUAAAUAAUAAUAUAAUGCUUGGAAUCGAUGCAAUCGACACUGGACUUGUUCUAAACCAACUGUACCAUAUAGGCUACACACUUUCAGAAAUUUAUAAGUAUGUGAAAUUCUAUAUAGAUGGCGAAUUGGUUGGAUUUAAGGAUAUUGAACAAGUGUCGACACAACAUGUC
Molecule: messenger RNA, 1224 nt
Organism: Cetraspora pellucida
Lineage: Eukaryota; Fungi; Glomeromycota; Glomeromycetes; Diversisporales; Gigasporaceae
Source: the annotation of a GenBank genome assembly